UCACCAAAAGCAGUAUAUAGAGAAUAGUACUAUUUUAAUUGGGGCUUAUAGUUUUGCUCCUCGUGUUUGAUUUCUCUUAGCUUACACACCUUAUUAGUUAUUAUAUAUUAUGUAGUUUCAUUCUAUAUAACAUCUCAAAGGGUCUCUGAAAUAAGGGAAAUUAAUUGAGAGUUUGAUCUAAUAGUAAUUUUUUGAUACAGAUAAAACACAACAUAAAUAUUUUACAUGUCCUUGUUAACCGUGGCACUGGCGCAUCAAAAGGGUUCAAGUGAGUUGCUCAGCUUCACGGCACAGCAUGGCGGCGGUGGUGAUAGUGAAGGUAGAACCUCUGGCGGCUCCGUUGAAUCUCAGUCGCUAGGAUUGAAUCAAGCGGUGGUGAGGCGGCAAGGUGAGGCAACAAUGCAAGGUUCAAUGGUUUCAGGGUACAACAGAACAAGAGAACAGACAGAAAUGAUUUCAGCUCUGACACAAGUGGCUUCAGGGUCUGGUAAUGAGUUGUUCCAGGGAAGUGGUUUUCCUAUGAUGUCAGGUUUUGGACAAGUGUCUUCUUCUGGUUUGUCCUCUGGUUCUGUUUCUGGUUCUUGGGUUGGCAACAAAAGAGGGCGUGAAGAAGAAGAAGAAAGCAGUGUUUCUCAUCAGUAUAUGCAGCAACAAACCAUUCCUAGACUCUUCAGAACUACUGUUGGUAACUUCAUGGUACCUUCUCCAGUUGAAUCAUCUUCAGUGACAGAAGAAUCUCCUUCUACCACUACCGCCGUAUCCGCUGCUGCGCCAUCGUACGAAGACACCGGCGAGAGGAGAAGAAAGUACAGGGGAGUGAGGCAGAGGCCAUGGGGAAAAUGGGCAGCAGAAAUCCGCGAUCCACACAAAGCAGCAAGAGUCUGGCUCGGAACAUUCGACACAGCAGAAGCUGCAGCAAGAGCAUAUGAUGAAGCUGCAUUGAGGUUCAGGGGAAACAGAGCAAAACUCAACUUCCCAGAAAAUGUUAGAGCAGUACCACCACGACCACCGCCGCCACAACAACAAUUUCAAGCUUUUCCGGCCACCCGGCUCGCCAUUCCUGACCCUCUACCACCACCGCAGCUGCAGAAUCCGCCGCCAUUUCAGGGACAGCCUGAAUUGAUGAGAGACUAUUUGGAAUAUUCUCAGCUUCUGCAGAAUUAUGGUGAAUUUCAACUUCAGCAACAGCAACAGCAACAAGAAUCUUCUAGUUUGCUUCAACAGCUAUACUAUGACACACAAUUGGUUACACUUCAAUCACCAUCUUUUUCUUCUUCUGUAUCAUCAUCAUCAACAACAACAACAACACAGUUUUCACCAUCUACUCAGCUUUCCCCUGCUUCAUUUCCCCUGUUUUCUAGUCAACAACUGGGAAUUUCCCGGCCGCCGGGAAACCUCCCUGGUGGCGGAAGAGGCGGCAGCAGCAGCGGUGGAAGACAGUUUACUCCGUCAACGUGGUCAGAUACCAGUGGCCAUCGACCACCUUAUGGUUGAUUCACUGCUUCAGUUUCCCACAUAUAUUUCCUUUUUUUUUUCAUACACUCUUUCUAGAAGAAGGAAAAAGACAAAAGACAUGAUAUUUGUUUAAAUGAUGUUUUAUUCUUUGUUCAACUAAUUGUAUCACGUUAAUUAAAAAUAGUAGUACAUGUGAAGUUAAAAAUGGUGAAUACAUGCAUUCCUUAAUUGAUAAGAAAUAA
Molecule: messenger RNA, 1697 nt
Organism: Lotus japonicus
Lineage: Eukaryota; Viridiplantae; Streptophyta; Magnoliopsida; Fabales; Fabaceae
Product: ethylene-responsive transcription factor ABR1-like
Exons: 2
Coding region: 226-1494 (422 amino acids)
Biological process (GO): ethylene-activated signaling pathway; regulation of DNA-templated transcription
Molecular function (GO): DNA binding; DNA-binding transcription factor activity
Source: RefSeq, a predicted model, not a curated record